AUGGCCGCCGAAACUGUUGGCAAGGAGAAAAACCUGCGUGUCCUGUCACACGUGGAGGAUAAUGAUGGCAUCGACAUCGAGCUCGAAAAGAACGGAGCAAGGCCGGCGUUGAAGCUUGAUGAGCACGGCCUUCCUCUUGUGCCCCAGCCUACCGAUCACAAGGCCGAUCCACUUAACUGGCCCAAGUGGUACAAGUACUAUGUGCUCUCCUUACUGUGUCUCCUCGCUUUCUGCGUUCAAUUUGGGGCUGGCAUGGUUCCUGCGGCAUUCGGAGUGAUUGCAAAGGACUUCAAGGUUACGCACCAGCAAGCCAGCUACCUGACGACAUCCUACACGCUCCUUGGUGGUGUCACCCCUCUGCUAUUGACGCCGUACGUCAAUCUGUAUGGUCGGAGACCUGCCUAUCUUAUCUUUACUUUGAUCGCCAUCGGUUCGAAUGUUGGGUCCGGAUACGCUUCGACAUAUGCUGGCGAGAUUGUCAGCCGAUGCUUCGUGGGUAUUGGUGCUAGUGUUGCGUUGGCUAUUGGUGGCGCCACGAUUUGCGACAUGUUCUUUCAGGGUGAACGUGGAAAGUAUAUGGGCUUUUACGCUCUGGCUGUCACCAAUGGACCCCAUUUCGGUCCCAUCGCUGGCGGCUACAUCGCAUUGAAUCUUGGGUGGAGAUGGAUCUUCUUUAUCAACGCCAUCAUCUUCGGAGCCGUCCUGGCCAUCUUCUUGGUCUCGUUCCCGGAGACGCUCUUCUCGCGCACCGACUUCAGCAAGCUCGAGAACCAGACUUACUGGCACAAGAUGGCGUUCCGCGGCAAGGUCCUGGACCGCAAGCUGACCCUGUCCGACUUCUCGGCAAACUUCAAGAUGCUCAAGUACGUGGCGAUCUGGAUCCCAUGCAUCUACUACAUGACGACCAACACGUACGGGUCCAUCGUGUUCGUCCUCACGGCGUCCUCCAUCAGCGAGAAGCUCUACGACUUCAACACGGCACAGAAUGGUCUUUUGCUGGGUAUUCCGCUCACGCUGGGCUGUCUGAUCGGCGAGUCCUGCACCGGAUGGAUCUCGGACCAGUUGAUCAACCGCUACGCGCGCCGCCACGACGGAUACCGCAAGCCCGAGGCGCGUCUGUAUCUGUGCUUCCUGGGCCUCUUCUUACCCGUCGGCCUGAUCAUCCACGGCCUGUGCGUCAACAACAAGACCCCCUGGAUCGGUCUCGCCGUGGGAAUGACGGUCGCCAGCGUCGGCGUGCAGGCCGGCACCACCCUGACCUACGCUUACUGCACCGACUGCUACAAACCCCAAGCCGCCGAGGUGUCAACCAUCAUCAACCUAUUCCGUCAGAUCUUUGCCUUCACCAUCGGCUUCUACGCCCUCCCCUUCGGCCAGAGUGUCAGUUUUGGAGCUGCUUGGGGAACCUUCGCCGCCAUCAACUUCGUGACUUGGUUGGGUCUGCUGUUCCUCAUCUGGAAGGGUGAAGGUAUCAGGAAGGCCCAGGGUGAGCCGAAUCUUCACAAGGAUUUGUGA
Molecule: messenger RNA, 1515 nt
Organism: Fonsecaea multimorphosa CBS 102226
Lineage: Eukaryota; Fungi; Ascomycota; Eurotiomycetes; Chaetothyriales; Herpotrichiellaceae
Exons: 7
Coding region: 1-1515 (504 amino acids)
Biological process (GO): transmembrane transport
Molecular function (GO): transmembrane transporter activity
Source: RefSeq, a predicted model, not a curated record